Messenger RNA from Alosa alosa (allis shad), 8047 nucleotides. It is a transcript of the gene wnk4b, whose product is annotated as WNK lysine deficient protein kinase 4b. The record is from RefSeq and is a predicted model, not a curated record. Gene Ontology annotation, biological process: renal sodium ion absorption; positive regulation of potassium ion import across plasma membrane; positive regulation of sodium ion transmembrane transporter activity. NCBI's taxonomy places the organism in Eukaryota, Metazoa, Chordata, Actinopteri, Clupeiformes, Clupeidae. Gene Ontology annotation, cellular component: cytoplasm; cytosol. The transcript is spliced from 21 exons. Bases 796 to 5949 code for a protein of 1717 amino acids. Gene Ontology annotation, molecular function: chloride channel inhibitor activity; protein serine/threonine kinase activity; ATP binding.
CAACAAAUUAAUUAAACCAAUUAAUUCUUAUGUCUGAUAUAUAAACAAUCCACAGGCGCUGGGUAAAGCACUGAAAUAAACAUAAGGCUGGCUAUGCAGGUAGGGACUAUGCCGUACCCGUGCUUCAUGACAUAACUGGAAAGGUGAUUCUAGGGGCGGAGCAAGAAGAACACGUAGGCUACAGGCAGCGUUGCGCUCCGGGUGCGCAGUGGACAUACUGAAUCCGUGUGCAUCUUUCCACAUCCAGCUGAGGGCUCUGAAGGGGUAUCACCAACUACAGACAACUAUGGAGUAAGCGGACAGUGCGUAUUUAGAUGUUGGGAAGUAUUGUCGAAGGGAGAUUGUGGAUAAAUCUAAAUAUUGUGGAUACUCCAAGAGACUUUACUUUGUCUCUGACGAAAUUUGCGCGACCUUCAGAGAUCCUUUCGUCAGUGUUUUUCGCGUUGCGCCGUACUACAAGCCACUGUCUUAUAUUGCAACAUAUAGCCUAUAUUGUGUCUGUUAUUUUUUCGUAUGCUAAGCUUCUAUAUUAUGUUGUCGUUUUGGUUUUAGACUAUGGAAAGUAACUUUAGGUAUAGCCACGGACGAGAUUAGUUUUUAGCUAUUAUCGACGUCCGUCGUCGAUAAAUUGUUUUUGUCUGUGUGCAUUCUUGACAUUUAUUUGCAGUCAUUGGGAAUAUAAAAUGCCCUCAUAGUCUGCGCUAUUUCGUGCUGCCGAACAAAUUUGAACUGACGAAAACAGACCAAGGGACACCUGUUGUCAACGCCGGGGGCGAGCAACUCAAGUGACUGACCAUGUCUCAGGCCGAUGUGGACAUGGCAGGACUUGGUUUCUCCAAAUUACCUACGAGUUUCGAUGCCGACACAUGCUUUCCAGCCAGAAUGCCACCAAGACGAAGAAGACAUUCUGCUAAUUCGAGGCGAAACGCUUACAGGUUGAACAAAAUUCACACAAUGGAUCUGGAAGCUCCAGAUUUUGUCGCCCCUCUUACAAAGACACUCUCCUGGUCUGCCGACAACAUCCUGUCAGAAAGUACGACAGAGGAGAAGAAGGCCGAAUCCUCGACAACGGAGUCACCCGCGUCUAGCACGAGCUCACCUCCGGCCACCCAAGCCUCUGACCUGCUGCCCUCACCGGGGGACUGGAAAGUCGCGGAGCCCAUCUCCAACGUGCUCGACGCCAGCUCGGACUCUGAGGAAGAAAUUGCUCAGAAAAGGGUGGUUUUGACAAGCGCUCAGUUGGAGAGCAAUCGGGAACAGGAGGAGAAGGAUGAAGUGGAGACCAAAGCCGUGGCCACUUCACCUGAUGGCAGGUUUCUCAAAUUCAACAUUGAAAUCGGGAGAGGGUCUUUCAAGACUGUGUACAAAGGACUGGACACCGAGACUACUGUUGAGGUGGCAUGGUGCGAGUUACAGACACGCAGGCUGACGAAGGCGGAGCGGCAGCGCUUCAGUGAGGAGGUGGAGAUGCUGAAAGGCCUCCAGCACCCCAACAUCGUCCGCUUCUACGACUCCUGGAAGUCCACUGUCAAAGGGCACAAGUGCAUCCUCCUGGUGACUGAGCUUAUGACCUCUGGAACUCUCAAAACGUAUCUGAAGCGCUUUAAGGAGAUGAAGUUGAAGCUCCUGCAGCGCUGGAGCCAUCAGAUCCUGAAGGGGCUGCACUUCCUGCACACGCGCACGCCCCCCAUCAUCCACCGCGACCUCAAGUGUGACAACAUCUUCAUCACCGGCCCCACCGGCUCCGUCAAGAUCGGAGACCUCGGUCUCGCUACGCUCAAGAGUGCUUCCUUCGCCAAGAGCGUCAUCGGAACCCCUGAGUUCAUGGCUCCAGAGAUGUAUGAGGAGAAGUACGACGAGGCUGUGGACGUCUACGCCUUUGGCAUGUGCAUCCUGGAGAUGACCACGUCGGAGUACCCCUACUCGGAGUGCCAGAAUGCCGCCCAGAUCUAUCGCAAGGUCACCAGUGGCAUUAAGCCUGACAGCUUUCUCAAAGUCAAGGUGCCGGAGCUGAAGGAGAUUAUCGAGGGCUGCAUCCGCAUGAACAAAGACGAAAGGUACACCAUCCAGGACCUGCUGGAGCACACCUUCUUCCAGGAGAACAACGGCGUCCAUGUGGAGCUGGCCGAGGAGGACCACGUGCAGAAGUCGGCCCUCAAGCUGUGGCUGCGUAUGGACGACACCAAGAAGCUCCAUGGCAAGUACAAGGACAACAACGCCAUCGAGUUCCUGUUCGAGCUCUACAAGGACGUUCCUGAGGAGGUGGCCCAGGAGAUGGUGGUUCUGGGUUUCGUCUGCGAGGUGGACUACAAGCUGGUCGCCAAGGCGAUCCGCGACCGUGUGACGGCCAUCAAGCGCCAGCGGGAAAAGCAACGCCGGCAGGCAGAGGAAGCACAGCGGCGUCGACAGGAGGGGGUCAUCGAAGAGGAGCCGGAACCUCUGCCUGAAACCGAGCCCCCCGCCUCCGCCCCUGCUCCUGCCCCAGUCAUCCAAUCCAUCUCCCCCGCCCCUAGGACCCCUCCCUCCACCUCCUCCUCUUCCUCCCAGCAGUCCUUGGAUGCCCCCUUGCCCUCCUCCUCCACCACCGUCACGGCCCCUACGUCCCCCCACAUGCCCCCCACGCUCACCAUCUCCGGCCCGCUGCCCUCACCCACCAUGUCUCCUGCCAGUGGCUCCAUCGACUCGGGCAUCAACGCCAGCUUUGCGACCGAGCCCGACGAGCAGGAGGUGGACCAGCAGCCCAGCUACAACAUGCGCCACUCCAGCUACUCAUCCGCUACAUCCGACUGCGAGACGGACGGCUACCUCAGCUCCUCCGGGCUCCAGGAACACUCCGAGGGCCCUCCCCAAGAGGCGGCCCCCGCUGCCCCCGCACCCGUCACCUCGGCAACCGCUACCGUGGAGAUGCCUCGCCCAGAGAGUCCGUCCCCUGCGGCUGGACCGGAGGCACCAGUACCAGCCCUUCGCUUCCCCUCGGUGGGUAGGCUGUGUGCAGGGGGCGAGAGCAUUGCUGUUUCAAAUACCGAGCGGCCAGGGUCAGGAUUUGGCAGUGGCUUCAACUCACCUGUCGACAGCUAUGCCUCUGAUGUUACAUCUGGCUUGAGUGAUGGCUAUGAAGGCCUAUCAGAGAAAAGUACAGAAGGUGUCCCCAAGCGCACAGGCAGCAAGCUCCUCAGGAGGCGGACCCGCUCUCGCCUGCGCAUCACUGGGCUGUCUGAUAAAGUGGAUCGGGUGGUGGAGUGCCAGCUGCAAACACACAACAGCAAGAUGGUGACCUUCAAGUUUGACCUGGAUGGAGACAACCCUGAGGACAUUGCUGCUGUGAUGGUCCACAGAGAGUUCAUUCUGCCGUCCGAGCAGGAGGGCUUCAUCCACCGUAUGUGUGACAUUAUUAAGAGAGCCGAAGCUCUGAUGAGGAGAGAGCCAAUCGGAUUCCUGCAGGGGGAGGGCUCUCGGCUGCCUUACCUGAGCGGAGCAGGAACUCUCUCUGGCUCACAGCCUAACCUCCAUACCCAAGGCCUGGCACGGACACACUCCUCCUCCUCUCUGCCAGACUAUGCGGCGGGCAGUGUGGGCCAGGCGGCUCAAGGCUCCUCCCUGGCCCUGGGCGGAGACUUCCUCCUGGAUCCUGACAGACUUCCCCUCACGCGACCCCUCCGCUCACAGUCCUUCCACACCACCUCAGGCUCCUCUCAGUCCUACUACCCCGGAGCCUCUACCCACUACCAUCCUCACUUCUCCCACCCCGACUCAGUGCCUCUGCUGGUGCCACCCAUGGCCCAGUACCCACAGCAGUCUCCCUACAUGCCAAAUGCCCACUACCAGCACCUCUACCUCCAAUCCCAGCAGCAGCAGCACAACCCAAGCAAGCUGCCCCUGGCCCCCUCCACCCUCGUUAGAGUGCCCAGCACCACCAGCCUGGCCGCAACCACUCCCUCCUCCUCAGCUGGGCCAACGGGAAAGCAGGUGGGGACGGAGGCCAUGAUGGCGGGCGACGGAGCCCACCUGUCCCCCCCGGUGGGGUCAUUGAGCGCGGUCAGCCAGCAGAGCGCCAUGUGGCCCUCGGACCAGCAGCCCCUCUUCUCCCUGGCCAACGUGCUCUCACUGGCCAUGAGUGUGGCACAGUCCUUCAUGCCGCCCACCUCCAUGCCCAGCGGGCUCAACCCGGGCUUCCACCCCCACAUGGGCACCGCGCAGGCCGGGUACCCGCCCAUCUACGCCCCCCAGCACCAGCUCCCUCCAGGGCCGGGCAAGGCUGACGCUGCUGCCUACGCCCAGGUGCCCAUGCUGGGGCAGUACCUGGACAUGCACCAGUACCAGGACGGCAACCUCCCUCAGAUGGCCUAUCAGAUGCCCAUGCAUGAGGUCCUGGAGGGGGGCUACAACGCUAGCCGGCCCAGGGGGGGCUCCAUGGGAGGGUUAAAGGUGAACACUCCCCCCGGGGGUCCCCCGCUAACCGGCUCCAUGGACGACCUGCGGGCCACAGUGAUGAGGUCCAGACAGGCUGGGUUCACAGACUCCUCUCCUCCUGCUGCCUGUGCACCUACCCCUGCUACUGCCCCUGCUGUUGCCCCUGCUACUGCCCCUACCCCUGCGACUGCCCCUGCUGUUGCCCCUGCUACUGCCCCUACCCCUGCGACUGCCCCUACUGUUGCCCCUGCUACUGCCCCUACCCCUGCGACUGCCCCUACCCCUGCUACUGCCCCUGCUGCUGUUCUGGCCUCUGCUCCUGGAGCUCCAGUGGGAGCCAAGCCAGGGCCCCAGGCAGAGACUCUUGCGUCCAUCCCCAGAGAAGUGAGCCGAGAGCGGGCAGGUAGCUCGGCGUCCACAUCCCCCUCGCCUGUCACCGCUUCCUCCUCACCGGCUUCAUCAGGGCCCUCCAGCCCACAGAACACGGUGACUGCCCACAGUCAGGCUAUCCCCAUUCCUCUUGCUGUGUCUGAAUCCAGCAGCAACGUUGCAAAAGGCCGACUCACGCCCAUCUCUGAGGAGGGGGAAGUUUCCCAGGAGCAUUUGGUCACUUCAAACUUUGAUGAAAAAAAUCCUGUGAGAGUAGGUCGUUUCCAAGUGACCCCAAGUGUGGACAUCCCACCUGCCCCUCAAAUCCCAGUCCGUCCUCCAACCCCUCCCCCAGUCACGCCUACACCUGCCAGCAGCGAAACAGACAGCAGCACCGAAGACCAGGGCGAAUCGGAAACCAGCUUCAGCACGAUCACCGUCUCCCCCCCGAACAAAUUCGGAGUCUACCCCCCCCACCAUGAACGUGAGAAGGAGGAGAGGAACGAGGAGGAGUUGGAACAGGACACGGAGGACGAGGAGCAAGAGCCGGGACAAAACCAGCCGGAGGAAGAGGAAGAGAGGGAGGAGGGAGAGAGGGAACAAGGGGAAGGAGAGGAAGACGAGGGGAGGCGGGGCGCCCGGCGCAUCAGCCUGAGCCUGUGGGAGGGCACAACGGGCAGCCCGCAGAUGACCAGCGCCCCGCACCAGCCCUGGAUGAGCUACACGCGCAGCGCCUCCUAUGUCAGCAGCGACGAGACAGAAAGCGACGACGACGGCAUGUGGGAGGAGCUACACCACCUGCAGCUUCGGCAUCUGUCUGAGGUGCAGACGCUGCAGGCGACACAGAAGCGAGAGAUUGAGGAUCUCUAUGAGCGGAUGGGUAAAGUGCCUCCCCCCGGCAUCGUCUCGCCGGCCGCCAUGCUCAACAGCCGACAACGCCGCCUGUCCAAGAGUGGCGGCUACUCCUCCUCCCGCAGAAACAGCCUGCAGAGGCUGGACAUAAUGCCCGCUGCUGGCAUCAUGCGGAAAAACUCAGUCAGCGGCAGCAGCAGUGGCUCACAGGAGAGGAUCACCAAGGCCGUGUCCUUCGCCCCGGACUUCAACCGCAUGGUGAGCCCCAUACCUCUGACUCACAACGUGCCAAACCAACUUUCUCAGCAGUGUGAGUGAGAUUCCAGCCGACACGAUACACUGCCAGCCCUCCACACCAACAGGAGGAAGUGAUGUCGCAGGAGGGCUUCCUGCUCCCUUUCAAGAGGAAGACACAGGAAGGCAGGACAAAGCAGGACAAACACGCACUAGUGUAGUAAAAAUAGCCUCCCAGAGACUUUUGACAAGAAGCCAUUGUCGGUUGGUGCACAAUCAUACAGACACGCCGCUGAAUCUCCCAGCUGUGCAGUAGCCUACAGUUCAAUCUGAUUGUAUCUGAGUGUGUACUUUCUUUUUCAUGUGUAUGUAGUGCAAUCAAUGGAUUCCCCCCAACCCUUUCUUUUCAUGUGAUCUCAGAAACUCUUAAUUUCUUUUUGCACUUUCCUGUGUUACUUUCAUCAUCUGCCUGUCUGUUGAAUGUUGCCACAGGGCCUCCUAGUGGUGGGGACAUGUAAAUGUACCGUUUCACUUGCUGCCUAUUUUCAUUGCUGUAUGGAGGGGGACAUAAGCCGAAGUCUCCUGGUUCUACAAGCUUUUAGCAUUUGCUCACUGCAGUAAUGAUAAGUGUUUGAGCUUUGUAAACUACAAAUUGUGGUAAUUAUGUCAUUUUCUUUGAUUCUUAGUCAUGACUUUUGUUUUCUAAGCCUGCACAAUCAUGUCAUAAAUGUCAGAAUGGCAUUGGAAUGGAGUAUACAGAUUGACUCUCACUGGACAAACAUCUAAUUAUAAUAAAUGAACCAAUUGAUAAUAUUUCAUGAAAUAGAAAUACAAAGAAAAAAGAACUGCCAAAAGCAAUGACAAAGAAGAAAUAGUGUUACAACUUAUUUGGACAAAUGUCUUUAUGGUGUUUGCUUUUUUUGUUUGGUUUUGCACAUGACAUAGCAUACAAGCAUUUUUUUUGCAUACUGUUCAGAUAUCAUCGUUUCCCAGUUUCCCGACACUUUCACUCUCUCAGCCAACUCCAUCAUUCUGCACAGGUCACCUUAAACCCAGUGCAGGGUUCAGCCAAAAACGUUGGAAUCGUCGUGAAUUCUAAAUAUCUUUGGCUCAGAAAACCCUGGUCAUCAGAUCCCCCCACUAGACUAGACGGUCGAUAGGCCUUGACAGAUUUAUAUCCACACACUACAGCCCACAGAAAACCCAGCAGCCUAGAGAUAUGCUAAAUCUGGCCCGGAUCUGGGACAAGUCUGGCCUGGACCUGGUAGGGUUCUGCAAAUCAGUACCAAAGACCAAUAGAGCGGCUGAACAGCUAGCCAAUACCAGUAACCCCACACUGCCAUUUUGUGGGUGCAGCUAAUACAAUUGUGGUGCCAGUGUCAGCAUCUAAUACUAACCACACUGCAGGGCCUCAGGACAGCAUUACACUCUCUCUCCAUAAAGCAUCCACAUUCUGAUGGUGACAAUCUGAUGUUACAAACAUGUCACACAUAAUUUAAUGUCCUAAAAUGAAUCGUUCGAUAUUUUGCUUACUCCACUGUCUUAAAAAACACUCACCCUCAGCAGGGCAACCAUGUUUGACACAGAUCGCUGCGAUACUCGGGAACGGAUUACGCCCACAUCUGGCUGAGUCCCGGUCAGGAUCCGUCCAAGAUGCGGCCCAGACCCAGAGUAGCCAGCAGGCUCUUUACACUGCUCUGUCUUCUUUUAUAUUUGAGCUGAAACAAUGCACUUUUCUCCAGAGGGAUCUCCCAUUAUGAGCUGAUGCCAUGCAGUCUCUGUAAAUAGCAAUGGGUCGGGUUACUAAAGAUGCACAUAGAACCCUCCUGUCCUUUUCAAAUAAUUUUUUGUGUGCUUCUUCAGCCUAUGCAGUCGUGUCUAAGAAAAGAUGUUUCCUCUAAGAAACACAAAAGAAGGUGAAUUGAAGCUGUGAAGAUUGUUGCCACGGAGUCAGUAUAUGAAAAUGUUUCCGUGAGAAGUGACACCGAUUGUAUUCUUCUAAGACAAAAAAACAAGAUUUAUAUAUUUAGAUAUGAAAGAGAUAUGACAUGUUGUAUUAUAUGUUAGGAAAUGAUGUUGUGUCGGUUUUGUGCCUUUUCAGGUUUUUUUACCCCAACAGCUUGAUUGUUGUUUCAGAAAUCAUGUUUGUAAAUAAUGAUAAUACAUGACAUUUUUAAAUGUG